GUCCUACGGUAUUUAAAAAGAGAGACCACGAUGUUUUAAAUGAAAGUCGCAGUUCUCCCUCCUUUCAUGCUUCUCGCAGGAGCCCUAAUCGGCGUUCUAGUCUCCUCUUCCUCCAUCGUUCACGGAAAGCAGGAGCCUCUGACCGACCCGGCCUCAGGAUGUUGUCACAUCCUAAAUGACCUUCUCCCAAACAAAGUCUCAUGGCCAGGUGAUCCAACCUACGACGCUCAACAAUCGUCCUACUAUUCCGCCAGUCAGAGAAAACUCCAACCACAAUGUCGCAUCUCACCAACGACUCCAGCCGACGUGUCAACGAUUAUGAAAACGACGUCCACACGUCAUAGAACCCCAAGAUGCAAGUUUGCUGUCAGAAGUGGUGGACAUAUGUCAUUCCAAGGGGCAUCGAAUAUAGAUGGGACCGGGUUUACGGUCGAUCUACAGAGUCUAGAGACGGGUAUAUCGUUGUCGGAGGAUAAAAAGACGGUGUCGUUCGGUGCGGGGUAUCGUUGGAGGGAUGUGUAUAGGGAGCUUGCAGUUUAUAAUUUGACUACUGUGGGUGGGAGAGUGGGAGAUGUAGGUGUAGGGGGUUUUUUACUUGGAGGCGGUAUUAGUUUCUUGACCCCCAAACACGGGUUUGGGAGCGACAAUAUUGUCAAUUACGAAAUCGUUCUCGCCAAUGGAAGCAUUGUGAAUGCGAACGUUAACGACCACGCUGACCUAUAUUGGGCUUUAAAGCUCGGUAGCACAAAUUUCGGUAUCGUCACGCGUUUCGAUAUGGCCACUUUCCCGCAGGGGCAGGCGUGGGGCGGGUCCCAAUUCUAUGCGAUAGACGACGCGCGAGCCUUGCUUGAAAAGCUCGUCACAUUCACGAAAAAUUUGGUGCAGGAUCCGAAAGGGUUCUUUGGCCUAACCCUGGUCUGGAACGCUGCUCAGCAGAACUACAUUGUCUGGACGCUUCAGACUUACCUAGACCCCAUCCCAUUUCCACCGAGUCUUUGGUCGAACUUUGAGGAAGUUAAACCGCUGAUUGAUACCACCGGAGUCAAGAGCUUGAUGGAUAUAACCGAGGAGUUCCAGGAAGCUGAUCCAGGGAAGCAUGGUCGGAGCUUGUGGUCGUCGAUGACCUAUAAAGCCAAUGUCCAAUUUCAUUUAGACCUCCAUCAGCGAGGGGUAGAACUUUUCGGGGCAUACCAAAACCGUCCUGGAGUCCUUUGGGGUGUUGGAGUACAACCUCUACCUCGUAACGUUUCGGAAGCAGCUUUGAAUUCGGGAGGAAGUCCACUAAACUUGUCGGGCGAUGAUGGGGAGCUUUGGGUGAUGAUCUUCACCAGUGACUGGCUUGAUCCAGCAGACGAUGAAGUCAUGAUAGAGAGCUCCCGCCAACUUAUACAUUGGGCAGAAACCGAAGCGACCCACCGCGGAUUGUUCCAUCCGUUCGUGUAUAUGAAUUAUGCCGCAGGAUUUGAAGACGUGAUGGUGCGUUCUACAGGGAAAAACUUGAAGAAGAUGAUGGAGGUGAAGAAAGUUUAUGAUCCUAAUGAUCUGUUGGAUGAAACUUGGAUGGGAGGAUUUAAAUUACCUCGAAAAAAGCAAGAGCAUGACAGAUCGGAGCUGUAA
Messenger RNA from Marasmius oreades (fairy-ring Marasmius), 1617 nucleotides. RefSeq lists its product as uncharacterized. The record is from RefSeq and is a predicted model, not a curated record. Bases 40 to 1617 code for a protein of 525 amino acids. Gene Ontology annotation, molecular function: FAD binding. The transcript has 4 exons. NCBI's taxonomy places the organism in Eukaryota, Fungi, Basidiomycota, Agaricomycetes, Agaricales, Marasmiaceae.